AAUAUAAAAACAAUUAAAUACUCUUUACAAAUUUAACAAAUCUGUUAAUUCAUAAUUGUAAUAGAACUCAAGUAUACAUAUAUUGCAAUAGAAUACAUGGAAAAUUAACAUCCUGACAAUCAAUUUUGUUACAAAUCAUAUUGCUUUAACAUAAAAGAAAACUAAUCAUUUUAUAUUUCCGUACGGGGGGCAUUGCGGUUUCAGGCAGCUAUACGUCUCAAAAUGAUUAGAACCGGGCUGAUAAAGACUGUCAAUAAGGUUUAUAUAAGCACAUUGUUGUCAGUGUGUUAUUUUGACCUGCAGCACUUCUAGAUGUGCCAGGGAGAGAGAGAGGGAAGUAUUUGGAGUUCUCCAACAAUCAGUUGAGCUUUUCUAUCAGCUGAAACUUUGCAGCGUCCCGUUAAAGCAAAAGUGGAAGGAGCAUAAAUAGUUAUGUAAGUUAACUAGGAGAGAAAGCAUGCCAAAGCCUAGUUGCAGCGUCCCACUCAACCAGAGCCUUGUUGUUAGAUGAUUUUCUAAGGCAUUGUUCUUGCAAAACAUUAUCUUUCAUGUGCCUGCAAGAACAGUGUUUUUAUGAAGCAAUUCUUUUCUUUUUUCUUAGAACCAAUCUUUCAGUGACUUAGCUUUUCUACUUAGCCACUGAGUUGAGGUUUGGAGUUCAAUUAUGCAAUUAAUAUAAAUAUCAAAACUUCUAUAUUCUUUCCAUUCUUUCUUAAGCAAUAUAGACAUGCAGUUUAAAAGCCUCACCUUCCAUAUUCCCUUCACGUUAAUUUGUGACUUUUACUUUUUCUUUUUCUAAAGCCACAGCCAACAUUUUUUUGUAAAGUCAUUAUAAGUUUAAAAGUGUUCACAGUCAAAGUCCUAAACAAUCUUCACCUUCCCGCUGUCAGAAGUUUUUGGCGAUAAUCCCGAGCUAGCUAGGGUUUAGUUUCUGAGCUAUUUUUAGUGUUAGGGUUGUUGGAACUUUAUAUCAAAGCAUAAAGCGUACAUGUUUUUGUUUGGUUGGUGAUUUCGUUUUGGUUAGGUUUUGUGAGCGAGCAGGUCAGAAGAUAUGGAAGAGAAGAAGAAUGCAGACGACGAUAGAAUCAUCAACGACAAUAUAUUGAUGAUAUCUGAUGUCCAUGCUGAUGACGAGGAUUUUGAGAAGCAGCAAGAAGGCAGCAGCAGAUUGAAUAUAAGUCGAGAGAUUCAGGAAAGCGUAAGAAAAUCCGAGGAAGCAAGUUGUGUUUCACCUACAAGUUCGUUACCUCCUGCUCCCCCAGUACUAGGCCUUGGGCGUGGUGCUCCUCCUUUGAAACCCACUCCACGACGCCGUGUCAAUGGCAACGUGUCUCAGCACCCUACCACUACUACCACUGCAGAGACCGACGAGACCAGGGUCAAGUUUCUGAGGCUUUCACACAGGUUAGGGCAAACUCCACGUAACAACGUUGUCGUUGCUCAGUUUUUGUAUAGGCUUGGAUUGCCUGAGCUGUCUAGGGGAAGCAGCCGUGGUGUUGGUGCCUUUAUUAGUAGUAUUAAUCGUGCCAUUUCCAUGGCGGAACAGCUUGAGGGACAGAAACAGGAUCAUCCGCUUGAUUUUUCUUGUACGAUUAUGUUGCUCGGUAAAAGCGGUGUUGGCAAGAGUGCUACGAUUAAUUCUAUUUUCGAUGAUGAUCAUCAAGUGAAGAAGAUGUGUACCACCGAUGCGUUCCAGAUGGGGACGAAGAGGGUUCAGCUUGUUGAGGGUUUUGUUCAGGGAAUCAAAGUCCGGGUGAUCGACACUCCAGGCCUCUCACCAUCAUGGUUUGAUCAACACAAGAACGUGAAAACCCUCAAGUCUAUUAGGGCUUUCAUCAAAAAAAGUCCACCUGAUGUUGUAUUAUAUCUCGAUAGGUUGGAUACGCAAACGCAAAGCAUAGAUGACGACAUGCUUCUUUUGCGCACCAUUACCCAUGUUCUUGGACCGUCGAUAUGGUCUAACGCCAUCGUGGGUUUGACUCACGCCGCUUCCGCUCCACCAGAUGGCGCUGCCUCUAGCUACGACAUGUUUGUAACACGACGUUGUCAUGCCAUUCAGCUGGACAUUCGCCAAGCAGCUGGAGAUGUGCGGCUGAACCCUGUGUCUUUAGUUGAGAACCACCCUGCUUGCAGGACCAACCGGGCGGGUCAGAGAGUGUUACCCAAUGGCCAAGCGUGGAAGCCUCAUUUGCUGUUACUCUCGUUUGCAUCCAAGAUUCUAGCACAAGAAAAUGCAUAUGAUGUUAAUUAUAAUAGUCCACCAUUAGUUGUAGAAGCUCGAUCCAAGGCUCAACCUCCACUGUCACUUUUUCUCUCAUCUCUUCUGGAAUCAGAUCAGCUUCCUCCUCCUUUUAAGCGAUUGACUGAAGCUGAGAUUUCUAGGCUUAGUGAGCAAUAUCGUGUUGAGUUUGAGCACCAGGCGGAACUAGAGAUGGAAGAGGAAAACGAGAGACGUCGACCUCAUAUUACUCUUCCACCUACCAUGCCAGUACCUAUACCGAUAUGGUAUGACACUAACAAUCAUCCUGUUCGCACCCAUCCACCUAUUGAUCUCUCCAACCCGUCGCUACUUGUUACUCCAGUCCUGGUACUUCCGGGGUGGGAUCAUGAUAUUGGCUAUGAUGGCCUAAGUGCUGAAGGGACUUUGGUUAAUGUUAAAGAAAAGAUACAUAUGUCUUACUCGGGCCAAGCGACAGAGAACUUCAUGAAGAAAGGUGCAAACGUGCAGCUGGAAAUGGCCAGCUUGGUUGUACAUGGAGAGGAGGGUAAUAGAUCAACCUCCCUAGGUUUCGAGAUGCAAAAAAAAACUUGGGAUGAAUUGUCUUGCACUCUUCGAAGUGAUUCCAAUUUUAUGAAACACAAAGCUGCGGCUGGUCUCGCUGUAACGCUCUUGGGUGAUUCGGUGUCUGCGGGGAUGAAAGCAGAACGUAAAUUGAUUGCUAAUAAAAGGUUCGGAAUGGAUGUGUGUGGUGGUGGGGCAAUGACUUGUCGAGGUGAUGCUGCUUAUGGGGGUAGUUUAGAAGCUCAGUUGCUUGGUAGGUUUUUUUUAUCUACUCUGGGACUUUCUGUGGUGGAUGGACAUGGGGGUCUUGCUAUCGGAGGGAAUAUACAGACCCAAGUGCACAUAGGACGUUCAUCUGAUCUAACUGCUCGUGCUAAUCUGAACAGCAGAGGGGCAGUGCAAGUAAGCAUCCGGGCAAACAUCUUUGAACAGCUCGAACAUGCUAUGGCCGCACUUGUUCCUCUGUUUAAGAAGCUACUUAGUUAUUAUUCCCCUAAUUAGUACCUAGUUGUUUUUGUUCAUGUCUUAUCUCUGGAUUUUGCAUUAAGCCUUGAUAAAAAUUUAUGUUGCAGUUUACUUAUUGACGUUAAAGACACCCAUCACCGUUGUUGGAAAGAUAUUGAUAUCACAAUUUACUGUUUAUCAAUAUCUCAAUUUUUUGAUAACAAGAUUAUUACUGAAAACUUUUACUUUAUUAAGACAACACACAAGAUUUUAUUAAUUUAUUGUUGUUCACACACACAGUAAUUUCUACGGAUCAUGUUUGUUUGAUCUUUAUAUUGAGAUCAAACGUUAUUAUUUUGAAGAGACAUGACUAUUAAUCUAAGACACAACUAUCCAAUCUAAAGUAACGACUCUCACACACACCUUUUAGUACAACAUUACAACUUAAUAACUAAAUAACAUACAACCAAAAGUUCAGUUACUAAGAGCAUUAUUAACCCAAAAACUCAUUUUGGAUUUCUUAUUAAUUUUUAAGUAUUAAAUGUUAUAUAAGAGACCUAGAUAAGAGACAUCAACAUUUUUGUGCUCGAAUGGAAGUCUUUUAUUUAGGGAUUCUUAAAAAAAAAAUUAAACAUUAUUUACCGGUGAAAAAGGAAAUCUGCUUUGGCUCGCUCUCUCGACGUGGGUUUCAAAUUCACAGAAGAAGCACAUUUCGUCGCGCACACCUGUCAAACAAAACAUAGGAAACCAAAGUUGAAAGGACAUAAAGAAAACCAAACCAAUCUUCCUGAUCUAUUCAUCAUAUUUUUGUUGAAAAAAAUGGAAAAUUUUAAAGAUUCAUGAUCUCCAAGAAGAAAGAACAGUAAAAUAAAUUUGGAGAAGUUAUCUCCCGUAAAUUCAUAAACCGAUUGCUAACCGGAAUCAAAUCGACCGGUUUGAAUCAGAUAAGAAAGAACCGCCUCGGUAUGUUUCAGUUUAACUAGACCAUUCGUGGAUUUGGCCUUUACCACCAUCGAAUUAUCCAACCGGUUUGUUUAAUUAUCUAUGGUUCUUCUGGUAACUUUUAUAUAGUGAAAAUUCUUUUUAACUCAGUGAUUUGAUUAAAAAAAUCAACUAAUAUUUUUAUACCAUAAAGUCUUAAUUUUAAGUUUAGACAAAAAUUAUUUAUAUAAUUUUUUAAAAAAAUCUUAAGUUUAUAAUGGUGCAAAUAAGACCAUAAAAACAUGAGCUAUUGUUUUUUUGCAUAGGAUGUUUAGUAUAGUGAUUUCAGUUAUAAAAUCGUCUAUAAUAUAAAUAUUUU
Messenger RNA from Brassica napus (rape), 4526 nucleotides. RefSeq names its product translocase of chloroplast 120, chloroplastic-like. Gene Ontology annotation, molecular function: GTP binding. NCBI's taxonomy places the organism in Eukaryota, Viridiplantae, Streptophyta, Magnoliopsida, Brassicales, Brassicaceae. The record is from RefSeq and is a predicted model, not a curated record. The transcript has a single exon. Gene Ontology annotation, cellular component: chloroplast outer membrane. Bases 1052 to 3283 code for a protein of 743 amino acids. Gene Ontology annotation, biological process: protein targeting to chloroplast.